Molecule: messenger RNA, 8295 nt
Organism: Alnus glutinosa
Lineage: Eukaryota; Viridiplantae; Streptophyta; Magnoliopsida; Fagales; Betulaceae
Exons: 14
Coding region: 1-8295 (2764 amino acids)
Molecular function (GO): helicase activity; ATP binding
Source: RefSeq, a predicted model, not a curated record
AUGUUGGUAGGAGGAAUUUUAGUUGUAGGCGAUUUCACUUACUACUGUUCUGAACAACAAAUACAAGCUGUUGCAUGCUUCUGUGGAUUAAUUCACGCCUUUUAUCUUCUCGUAGAAAAUAUUCCACCGGAGUUUGAAUCUGUUCAUAAGUAUUUUGGGUCAUACGUUUACCCCUUUCUGGAGGAAACUCGGGCAGAACUGCAUUCAAGUAUGGAGAUUAUAUCAAACGCUCCUUUUGCUGAAGUAAUCGCAUUUGAUGAAUCUAAGUCAUAUGGGAAGAAUUUGUAUGAUGUAAAGGUUGAUUCCUGGAGAAACAGAUUCAGUGUUCUUGUCAAGGAGCCCUACAAAACGUUGCCUGGAGAUAUAUUAGUUUUAGCAAAUGCUAAACCCGAGGAUGUUUCUGAUUUACAAAGAAUAGAAUGCCAAUGGGCUUUUGUAACGGUCACUAAAAUCCCAGAGGAUGAAGAAAACAAGAAUACUAGUUUUACAGUCAAGGCGUUGGAAGACAUUGGGAUCCAGAAAUCAUUGUUUCUGAUUUUCUUGAUAAAUACAACCACUAACAAGAGAAUAUGGAAUUCCUUGCACAUGUCUGGGAAUCUGGAGAUUAUCAAAAACGUUUUGAACACUAAUUCUUUCAUUGAGGAAGAUGGUGGUCUCUGUUGUGCUCAUAGAGGUGGGAAUUGGGAUGAGAAAUUUGGGACUAGUGUUACUUCUGAACUGAAUGAACCCCAAACCAUGGCAAUUUUGGCUUGUCUCCAUAAGAUACGUUGCAACCACAAGUCAGCUGUAGAACUUAUAUGGGGUCCUCCGGGUACCGGGAAAACAAAAACCAUCAGUACAUUGCUCUUUACCCUUUUCAGAAUGGGAUGUAGGACUCUUACUUGUGCCCCAACGAAUGCUGCAAUCAGAGAAGUGGCUUCUCACACCCUAAAGCUGGUGAAAGAAUCCUUUGAAAGAGACAUUGGGAUUGAUGCUUUGUUUUUCUCAAUGGGAGAUAUUCUCUUAUUUGGGAAUAAGGAGCGGCUCCAACUUGGUUCAAACAUUGAAGAGAUACAUUUGGACUAUCGGGUCAAAAGGCUUAUUGAGUGCUUAGGACCCCUGACUGGUUGGAGGCAUUGUUUUGCUUCAAUGAUUGAUCUUCUUGAACAUGGUGUUUCUCAGUAUAAAAUAUUCUCGGAGAAUGAAUCACUCAAAGAGACAGAACACAACAAUGAAAAUGAAAUCAACUCAUUUCUUGAUUUUCUGAGGGACAGAUUUGGUUCUACUUUAUCAUCAAUCAAAAAUUGUAUUCUCGUUUUUUGUACACAUUUACCAAAAAAAGACGUUCUGGAACAAAAUUUCCAAAACAUGGUCUCUCUGAUUGGCCUGCUUGAGUCUUUUGAAACCUUGCUGAUUCAAGAUAAUGUGGAAUCUGAAGUACUGGAGGAGCUUUUUUCUCGUUCAAAAUUACCUGCAGAUAUAUCUCAGUCAUCUAUGUAUAUGCCAUUCCUGUUGUAUGAAAGGAGAAGAGAAUGCCUGUCUGUUUUAAGGACUUUUAAUGGUUCAUUUAAUUUGCUUGACCGUCUAAGCGGUAUGAGCAAACGGUCAAUAGAAGAAUAUUGUCUUAAAAAAGCUUCCUUACUUUUUUUCACUGCUUCAAGUUCUUAUAAGCUGCACUCAGUGGCAAUGAAACAACCCUUGAGCAUUAUGGUUAUUGAUGAAGCUGCACAAUUAAAGGAGUGUGAGUCAGCCAUACCCUUGCUACUUCCGGGUUUAAGGCAUGCUAUUCUUUUUGGCGAUGAGUGCCAAUUACCAGCAAUGGUUAAAAGCGAUAUUUCUGGUAAAGCUGGCUUUGGGAGAAGUUUAUUUGAGAGAUUGAGCUCAUUGGGUCACUCAAAACAUCUUCUCAAUAUACAGUACCGAAUGCAUCCAUCCAUAAGUUUCUUCCCAAAUUUGAAUUUUUAUCACAAACAGAUCUUAGAUUCUCCAAAUGUUAAAAGAAAAAGCCACGAAAAGCACUAUCUUUCCUGGCCAAUGUUUGGCCCCUAUUCUUUUAUAAAUAUAGCAGGUGGAAGAGAAGAGAAGGAUGAUGUUGGGCGUAGUUGGAGAAACAUGGUUGAGGUUGCUGUUGUUAUGAAAAUACUGCUGAAAUUAUACAAAGCUUGGGGUGGUUCAGAACAGAAACUCAGCGUUGGUGUUAUAUCUCCUUACACUGCUCAAGUAGUUGCAAUUCAAGAGAAACUUGGAUGUAAGUAUGCUAACCUUGACGGGUUUGCAGUGAAGGUUAAAUCAGUUGAUGGGUUCCAAGGUGGGGAAGAGGACAUAAUAAUAAUAUCAACGGUAAGAUGUAAUAGUUAUGGAUCAAUUGGGUUCAUAUCAAAUCGUCAGAGAACUAAUGCUGCUCUUACAACGGCUAGGCACUGUCUAUGGAUUUUGGGAAAUGAAAGAACGUUGUGUAAUAGUGAAUCUGUUUGGGAAGCUUUAGUCCGUGAUGCUAAGAAUCGCCAAUGUUUCUUUAAUGCCGAUGAAGAUCAUGAUUUGAAGAAAGAGUUGGAACAAUUUGACGAUUUGUUCAAUGGGGAUAGCAUAAUUUUCAGAAGUGCUAGGUGGAAGGUUCUUUUCAGUGAUAACUUUCUGAAGUCAUUUCAAAAACUGAAGUCUGUACAGACAAAGAAAUUAGUUAUACACCUUCUAGUUAAGCUUUCUAGCGGAUGGAGACCCAAGAGGAAGCAUGUAGAUCCCAUUUGUGGAGGUUCUUCACAGAUUUUACAGCAAUUUAAGGUUAAAGGUCUUUAUGUUGUUUGUGCAAAUGAUAUAGCAAAAGAUUGGAGCGAUGUGGUGACAGAAUUUAGGUACUAUCAAGUUUUGAAGAUCUGGGAUAUAUUACCUGCAAGUGAUAUUCCAAAAUUAAUCAAACGUCUUGAGAGUUUGUUUGAAAAACAUACAGAUGACUUUAUUAAUCACUGCAAAGAGAGAUGUCUGGAGGGGAAUUUGGAAGUUCCGAGGAGUUGGUCAUGUUCUUCUGAUAUUGUCAGGAUGAAGAAUCUUGAUAGCAGUGAAAAUGAGAUCGAUUUAAGUGGUUCUACUUCUGAUGGUAGAAGUUAUGUUGAGAAUGUACAGGUUAGUGAGAGUCUGAUGCUGAUGAAAUUCUACUACUUAUCAUCAGGUGUAGUUGGCCACUUGCUUUCUAAUCAUGAUGGUGUUGAAUUGGAUCUUCCAUUUGAAGUAACUGAACAAGAGUUGGACAUAAUCCGUUUUCGUAGAAGUACCUUUAUACUUGGCCGGUCAGGUACUGGGAAAACAACUGUUUUGACUAUGAAGUUAUUUCAAAAAGAAAAACAGCACCAUAUGGCAAAAGACUUAUUAUAUGGUGUCAAGAGCGAUAUACAUGUGCAUAGUCAGGAAAAGGAAGCCGAUGAGACUAUUGCAGAAAAAGAGGGUACCGUAUUGCGCCAGCUUUUCAUGACAGUCAGUCAUAAAUUGUGUUAUGCUGUCAAACAACACGUUUCUCAUUUGAAAAGCUUUGCCUGUGGUGGUAAUUUUUCAAAAGGAAGCAGUUCAAUUGAUUUUGAUGGUUUUGAUGAUGUAGCCCAAUUCAAGGAUGUCCCAGAUACUUUUGUUGAUGUUCCACCCGAGGCAUACCCUCUUGUCAUUACAUUUCAUGAUUUUCUGAUAAUGCUUGAUGGAAGUGUGGGUAAUUCAUACUUUGAAAGAUUCCAUGAAGUAAGGAAACAUUCUCUUGGUAAGGUUCGUGGUGGAUCAGUUGCCUUACAGACAUUUAUAAGGAAGAAAGAAGUUAACUAUGAAAGGUUUAGUUCAUCAUACUGGCCCCAUUUCAAUGACCAGUGUACAAAGAAUCUUGACUCUUCAAGAGUUUUUACAGAGAUUAUUUCUCAUAUAAAAGGUGGCCCACAAGCUCUAGAGCUAGGUGAUGGUAAACUCAGUGGUAAAGACUAUGUUUCAUUAUCAGAGGGCCGAGUGUCCAGUUUAAAUAAAUGGGAGAGAGAGAUAAUAUAUGAAGUCUUUCAAAAGUAUGAAAAAAUGAAGGUUAAAAAUGGUGACUUUGAUAUGGCUGAUCUUGUAAUUGAUCUUCAUUGUCGAUUGAGUGUUGAAAGAUACAAGGGUGAUGAAAUUGAUUUUGUAUAUGUGGAUGAGGUGCAGGAUCUCACAUUGAGCCAAAUUGCACUAUUCAAAUAUAUCUGUAAAAAUGUAGAAGAAGGUUUUGUUUUCUCUGGUGACACAGCACAAACAAUUGCGAAGGGAAUCGAUUUUAGAUUCCAGGAUAUAAGAUCUCUGUUCUACAAGAAGUUUCUACUGGAAUCUAAAAGCUGUGGACAUGAUAAAAGAAAAAAGAAAGGGAUAAUCUCAGAUAUUUUCCAUUUGAGCCAAAAUUUCCGUACUCAUGAUGGGGUUCUUAAACUUUCACAGAGUAUUAUUGAACUUCUUUAUCGUUUCUUUCCUCAAUCUGUUGAUGUUUUGCAGCCUGAGACUAGUCUUAUAAAUGGUGAAGCUCCAAUCUUGCUUGGGUCAGGGAACAAUCAAAACACGAUCAGUACUAUUUUUGGAAAUAGUGGAAAAUCUGGAAGGAGUUUUGUUGGCUUUGGUGCAGAGCAGGUAAUAUUGGUAAGAGAUGAUCAUGUUCGGAAGGAAAUUACCAAUUAUGUUGGGAAGCAAGCUCUUGUUCUAACUAUUGCGGAGUGCAAGGGCCUUGAGUUUCAGGAUGUAUUGUUGUACAACUUUUUUGGCUCAUCACCUCUGAAAAAUCAUUGGAGGGUGAUAUAUAAAUAUAUGGAGGAGCAAGAUUUACUCAACUCAACUUCUCUCUCUUCCCCAAGUUUCAAUGAGGCUAAACACAAUGUCUUGUGCUCAGAACUGAAGCAACUUUAUGUGGCUGUCACUCGUACGAGGCAGAGGUUGUGGAUCUGUGAGAAUGUAGAGGAAUUCUGCAUACCUAUGUUUGACUAUUGGAAGAAAAAGUGUCUUGUCCAAGUCAAACAGCUAGAUGACUCACUUGCUCAGGAAAUGCAAGUUGCCAGCAGCCCAGAGGAGUGGAGGUUGCGGGGAAUCAAUUUGUAUCAAGAGUAUAACUAUGAAAUGGCAACAAUGUGCUUUGAGAAAGCUGGAGAUACUUAUUGGGAAAGAAGGUCCAAGGCUUCUGCCCUCAGAGCGACUGCUGACCGCAUGCCCCAUUCAAAACCUAAAGCGGCAAAUGAGAUCCUUAGGGAAGCUGCAGAAAUAUUUGAAGCCAUAGGCAUGGCUGAUUCAGCUGCCCAAUGUUUCUUUGAUUUGGGGAAGUAUGAAAGAGCUGGGAGGCUUUAUUUGGAAAAAUGUGGCAAGCCUGAGCUAAAAAGAGCUGGGGAAUGCUUUUCUCUAGCCGGAUGCUAUGAACUUGCAGCUAAUGUGUAUGCUAGGGGCUAUUUUUUCUCAGACUGUUUGAAAGUUUGCACCAAAGGAAAAUUAUUUGACAUGGGUUUUCAGUACAUUCAGGAUUGGAAAGAACAUGCAACUACAGAUUCGGGUGUGGUUAGAAUGGGAAAAGAAAUAGACAAAAUUGAACAAGUGUUUCUAGAGAGUUGUGCUCUUCAUCAUUAUAAGCUUAAGGAUAGCAGAUCCAUGAUGAAAUUUGUUAAAGCUUUUCAAUCCAUAGAUUUGAUGCGCAAGUUCUUGAAGUCUCAUGGUUGUCUUGAUGAGCUUCUGAUGUUGGAAGAAGAAUCAGGAAACUUCUUGGAAAACAUACCGAGGCAGAGAGGGGAGAUUCUACAUGAAGCUGAUCUCCUAGGGAAGGCUGGGAAUUUCACAGAAGCAUCCUUGUUAAUUCUUUCCUAUGUACUGUCCAACUCACUUUGGGAACCUGGAAGCAAAGGCUGGCCGCUAAAGCAGUUUACACAAAAGCAGGAGCUUUUAGCAAAAGCCAAGACAUUUGCAAAGAAUAGGUCCAAAAACUUUUUUGAUUUUGUUUGUACUGAGGCUGAUGUUUUAUCAAGUGAGCAGAGUAACUUGUCCACGAUGAAAAAUUAUUUGAAUGCAGCCCAGAGACAUAAGAGUGUUGGAGGUGAAAUCAUAUGUGCUCGAAAAAUUCUGGAUGCUCAUCUUCAUUCAAAGUCCUCAAAGUAUGUAUGGGAAGAUAAUUUUGUUUUCGAUAUGAUAGAGCAUUCGGAACAAAAGAUCAUUACAAAUCAGAUUUCUUUAGAAACACUAGUUUUCUUUUGGAAUCUUUGGAAAGAUAAGAUUGUGAACAUUAUUAAAUACCUCAGAUGUGCUGAAACCCAAGAUGUUAAUGAAUAUGGAGAUUUUUGCUUGAAUUACUUUGGAGUGCGGAAGCAGUUUCAUAAUGAUAAUGCCAUCUAUCUUUUGCUCAACUCUGAUGCUGAUUGGGUGAGACAAUUGGAUAAUAGAUUCCUUCGUCAGAACGGGAAGGUGGUUUCUAUCAAUUUUCACCAGUUUGUUUCAACUGCACAAAGUUAUUGGUGUUCAGAAUUACUUUCUGUUGGUAUGAAGGCUUUGGACAGUGUCAAAGCCCUUUAUGAUUUGUCAUUAAAGAAUUCUCUCUCCAUGUUCUGCCAAAGCAUAUCUCUUACUCAUAUCUACGAGGUUGCAAAGUCUCUUUUGGAAUCCCAAUAUUUGGACCUCAAGUCCCAUGAAAAUAAGGCAUUGUGGCAAUAUGUCGAACUUUCCACUAAUAUCUUUGGCUACAUAUUUCCUCUGGACUGGCAGAAAUCAUUGGCAGAGAACAUGUUUUCUUUGAGAGGAACUGAGGUUAUGAAGAAUUUACUAAAACAAGUCAUACGUAAAAACAUCGGCUCAAAGGGUAGGCUGACUUACAGGAAAAUUGGAAGAGUUGUAAUGGUAAUUCUUGGAUUGGGUAAGCUUGACAAUGAUUUAUGUAAGGAGAUUUUGGAUAGGUUUGGUGGGAUUGACAAGAAUUUGCCCUGGAAGACCUUCAUUCAAACUCUCUUUGUGAAUAUGGGAUCAAAAUUUCUACAUGCUACCGUACCUGACAAUAGAUGUGAAUCUCCAAGAGUGUUAUCCCUUCUGCUGACGCUCAAUAAAGCUUUGGUAAAUACUUGCAGGGCAAACUGGAUUAAUGAAGAGGACUAUAUGUCACCUGGUUGUUUUUUGUAUCUUGUUGAGCGCCUACUAAUUUUGGCGUCAUACUCCCAGGGUUACUUUAUCACUUCAAAGUCUUCUUUUGUUGAAUGGUUUAUCUACCAAGAGGGAGAUACCAGCCCAGAUUCCACUUCAGUGGGUGAACUGCAACCAUUGCUUGAAUUGUUUAUCAAUGAAGUUGUUGCGCCGCUUAUUGACAAUAAGGAGGAUACAAUGAAAUGGAUCGAAAUGUCUGGCAUAAAUGCGAAAGACUACUAUCCACUGCUGGUGUUGAGAUUGGUUACCAUAAUAUGUUUGGUUCAUCUGCACUGUGGGAAGUUUUCAGAUUUACUUUUUGAUUGCUUCAAAGGAGAUAUAUUGCUGUGCCAACUUUCAUGGGACUUUCAUGAUGUCCUUCGGAGAAGAUUGAAACAUUUCCACAAUGUAAAUGUGAUUGCUGAAGCAUUUAAAAAAAUUAACAAUCCUCUUGUAAUUGUGAGUUUGGGAAAACAUUGUUCACAAUUUCUAUGUCCAGAUGUCAUUUUUGUGGACAUGAUGGUAAAACAUUGCAGGGAGGACAUUUUAAGAGUCUUGUUUCCAAAGACAGUCAAAUCCUUGCCAACUCAAACUGAAAUUAUUGAAGUGGAAACAACUCAUUCUUGCAGCGAAGUGCUUUCUUCAGGCAGUUAUGAUCAGGUGGGUUGUAAACUUGCACCUUCAAACUUUGUUUUGAACAACAUAAAUGGAAGCAAGCUGCUGCCAAUGGAUUAUAGUUACUUUUGGGAAAUGUUUGAAGCAUUGAAGUCAUUGGAGAAUUUUGGAUAUCCAAAGAGCUUUUUGCCCAAUGCUCAAGUAAUCAAGUUGGAUGCGGACAAAAGUAUUCACCUUGUAAGUACUGUUGUGAACGAAAGCCUUCAGAGCUACUUUCUGCAUGGUGAUGAAAACCUAUUGCAGGAAGUAGCCUGCAUGCUUGAUGAACUGAAGCUACUUUCUGCUGCAUUGGGUGUGAGUGAACUAGAGCUUCGGAAGAAUAUGUCAACAAUUGGAGAGCUUUCCAAGAGAUUGCUGUCAAGAAGGCCAAAGGUGGAACCUAUCUUGAGUCAGCGAUUCUUGCAACACGGCACAAACAUUCUAGUAGAGACAUCAGAAACUAGCGGUACAUCUGUUCACCAGUCUAUAAUUACAGGCGUCCGUAACAAAAAAGGUAGUUUUGGUAAGAUAAUUCGAUGA